AUGAGCAACAACAACAAUAACAAGAGCAAGCACACUCAACAACACUCGACAACUCAACUAGCGCUUGAACUUAUACCUAAAGUGAAAUACGAAAAAUUGGCGAAACUACAACCAAUUACAACAACUUGCUCAUCAUCAACCAUUUCCCGCAUAGAUUUCAUCGAACGAUGGGGCCUAACACCGGUUCUGCGACCGCGUCAAGAACAACCAUUAAGCGGUGAAAAUUUAUCAACAGCAUCGCCCCCUCUUCUGCGUAAUAGGUCUCUACCCAAAUUAAGCAGUCAAGACGAAGAAGGGGGGGCAGGUCAUGGGUAUGGUGGGGGGCCACAGCACUUUGAACCCAUUCCUCAUGAUCAUGAUUUUUGCGAAAGAGUCGUUAUAAAUGUAAGCGGGUUAAGGUUCGAAACACAAUUACGAACGUUAAAUCAAUUUCCGGACACACUGCUGGGGGAUCCAGCUCGGCGAUUACGGUACUUUGACCCGCUUAGAAAUGAAUAUUUUUUUGACCGUAGUCGGCCGAGCUUCGAUGCAAUUUUAUACUAUUAUCAAAGUGGUGGUCGACUGCGGAGACCGGUCAAUGUCCCUUUAGACGUAUUUAGUGAAGAAAUAAAAUUUUAUGAAUUAGGUGAUCAAGCAAUUAAUAAAUUCAGAGAGGAUGAAGGCUUUAUUAAAGAGGAAGAAAGACCAUUGCCGGAUAAUGAAAGUCAAAGAAAAGUCUGGUUACUCUUCGAGUAUCCGGAGAGUUCGCAAGCCGCCAGAGUUGUAGCCAUAAUUAGUGUAUUUGUUAUAUUGCUAUCAAUUGUUAUAUUUUGUCUAGAAACAUUACCCGAAUUUAAGCAUUACAAGGUGUUCAAUACAACAACAAAUGGCACAAAAAUCGAGGAAGACGAGGUGCCUGACAUCACAGAUCCUUUCUUCCUUAUAGAAACAAUAUGUAUUAUUUGGUUUACAUUUGAACUCACAGUCAGGUUCCUCGCAUGUCCGAAUAAGUUACAUUUCUGCAGGGAUGUCAUGAAUGUUAUCGACAUAAUCGCCAUCAUUCCGUAUUUUAUAACAUUGGCGACCGUCGUCGCCGAAGAGGAGGAUACGUUAAAUCUUCCAAAAGCGCCAGUCAGUCCACAGGACAAGUCAUCGAAUCAGGCUAUGUCCUUGGCAAUAUUACGAGUGAUACGAUUAGUUCGAGUAUUUCGAAUAUUUAAGUUAUCUAGGCAUUCGAAGGGUUUACAAAUUUUAGGACGAACUCUGAAAGCCUCAAUGCGGGAAUUAGGUUUACUUAUAUUUUUCUUAUUUAUAGGCGUUGUACUCUUCUCAUCGGCGGUUUAUUUUGCGGAAGCUGGAAGCGAAAAUUCCUUCUUCAAGUCCAUACCCGAUGCAUUUUGGUGGGCUGUCGUUACCAUGACAACCGUUGGAUAUGGUGACAUGACACCCGUCGGUGUUUGGGGUAAAAUCGUGGGAUCACUGUGUGCCAUUGCUGGUGUCUUGACAAUCGCUCUCCCGGUACCAGUUAUCGUCAGUAAUUUCAAUUACUUCUAUCACCGCGAAACGGAUCAAGAGGAGAUGCAGAGCCAAAACUUUAAUCACGUUACUAGUUGUCCAUAUUUACCAGGUACAUUAGGUCAACAUUUAAAGAAAUCAUCGUUAUCUGAAUCCUCAUCGGAUAUGAUGGAUUUGGAUGAUGGUGCUGAAUCAACGCCAGGAUUGAGUGAAAUGCAUCCUGGUCGUACGGUGGCUCCAUUUUUAGGAGCACAACAACAAUCUAUCGAAAAGCAACAGCAGCAGCAGCAGCAGUUACAACAGCAGCAAGCAUCAUUGCAGCAGGCGUCGCCGCAGCAGUCGCAGCAGCAACAACAAACGCUGCAAUUGCAACAGCAACAACAAAAUGGUUAUAAGCAAUCCGCUACAAGCGUCACCGGUGGCAAUAACUUAACCACCACAACAACAACGCUAAGGCAUAAUAAUGCCCUGGCCGUUAGUAUCGAAACCGACAUUUUAUGCCACAUUUGCCUCACCAAAUCACCCGAAACAGUAACAACAACCACAACCACAACAACAACAACAAAUCCCGUCGGGUUCUGGGGAAAAAUCGUCGGUUCGCUGUGUGUGAUCGCUGGUGUAUUGACCAUCGCACUGCCCGUCCCUGUAAUCGUCAGCAACUUCAACUACUUCUAUCAUCGCGAAACGGAUCAGGAGGAGAUGCAGAGUCAAAAUUUCAAUCACGUCACAAGUUGUUCAUAUUUACCUGGUGCAUUGGGCCAGCAUAUGAAGAAAUCCUCUAUGUCCGAAUCAUCGUCUGAUAUAAUGGAUUUAGAUGAUGGCAUCGAUGCUACACCGGGCUUGACUGAUCAUCCUGGCCGACAUUUAGCUCCAUUUUUGCGAGCACAGCAAUCAUUUGAAAAGCAACAAUUACAGCUGCAACAACAACAGAAUGGCUUGCGUGGCCAAUCGAAUACACUGCAACUGCGUCACAAUAGUGCCAUGGCGGUCAGCAUUGAAACUGACGUCUGACUACUGGUAAAACACUUGGAAAACGGCCUCAAUUGGCAACGUGAAAUGCAGCGUUGGAUGCCAGAAACGUCAUCGAAAGCGGUGUAAUCCGCUUCAGUGCAAAAUGAAGAUUCAAAGCAGUUGAUGAGAACGCAAAUGUCGAAACAGUAUAAACUGAGAACCAAAAAAUCAAAAACAAAAUGUAAAACAAAACAAACAAAUAUUAGUUAAACUUAUUGUUAGCAAUGAAAAUACAGAAAGCGAAUAAUUUUUUUAGAACACAUUUAGAGAAUAUCAUAUUUAGCUACAGAAAAUUAAACUAAAAAUGCAAACAAACAAACAAACAAAACCAAAAAAUGUAAAACAAGUAAAACAUGCAACAACAAAAAACAAUUAAAAGGGAAAAAUUGUAAAUUAUUUUAUUUCUUUUAUAAUUUUUUUUCCUUUUUGGUAUUAGCGGCGAUAAAAAGUACACAAAUAAAAACAAAAGCUAACAAACCAAAUACAUCGAGACAAACUCAUUAAAGAAAGGAAACUAAAUAUUUUUUUAAUUAGUGAAAUUUAUUAGUGUAUUUAUUGAAAACAACCUGACGUCAGUAGCAACAAAAUAGAAGAGCGCAUUCGAAGACAUAAACCAAAGGUGUGAAAUUGUGUAAGACAUCUUUUGUUCGCAUAAGACAUUAAUUAUACGCCUGGUAAACGCACACAGGCACCAAAAUCAAAAACGUUUAAGUCAAUGUUGCUUGUUUUGUUAUAAAAGCAGAUUUUUUCGUUACAAUUUCGAGUAAUUCAUAAGUAAUUUUUUUUUUCCUUCUUCACUCCACUCGGGAGCAUAAGGCCUCGACAAGACUCAGUCUUGCGUUGGUUUCGUUAAUCUAUUUUGUUUUCUGGCAGGGUAGGUGAUUAGCCUGCCGCUACCAGGUAAUUACAAAUUCCGAAAAUAGCGCUGUUGGCAAUUAAUCCCGGAAAUUUCGAGGCUCCAAUUUUUUCAAAUCAGAUUUUUCCUUUACUAUUUCCUGUAAUGCAUAAGUAACUGCAAAUCCCGAAAAGUCCGCUGUUGUUGGCAAUUAAUCCCGGAAAUUUCGGGAUUUCAAAAAAAUCUUAUGCUAUUUCAUGGCGGCCGCCCUAGCCGAAUGCGUUAGUGCGUGACUACUCUUCGGAAUUCAGGGAGGACGUAGGUUCGAAUCUCGGCGAAACACCAAAAUUAAGAAAUCGGCAGGCAAUGACAAACCUCCGGGUGUAUUUCUGCCAUGAAAAAGCUCCUCAUAGGUCCCUCCAUUUGUGGAACAACAUCGAGACGCACGUCACAAAUAGUACGAGGAGCCCGGCCAAAUACCCAAAAGGGAUGUACGCGCCAAUUAUAUACAGUGACCGUCAAAAGUCUACAUACACCCCCCAUUUCCACUGGAUUGAAAGUUCAAAAACUUUACUGAAAAAUGUGUUUACACAGUUUUAUUUGAAACCUUUUUCUAAUCAUUAUAAACUCAAAAAAAUCCAUACAUUAACAUAAAAUAGCAAAGCUAUGGCAAAAAACCCGAAAAUCAACGUUGACUAUAGUCUAUAUACAGUACACAAAUAUCUUUCUCCAGUGUGAGAAACUUCACUUAACUCUAAGUAAUAAUGCUUCUUAGCAUUUGGUUGAUCCACCAUUAGCAUCAAUUACAGCUUGAAGCCGUCGUGGCAUCGAGGUGACUAAAUUUGUUAACUGUGCAGAAGUUAUAUUCUUCCAAGUUUCUAUUAGUCGUUCUUUGAGUACUGAAGCGUUUGAAAUCGGAUUUUUUAUAAUUUUUCGAUCAAAAAUUUCCCAGAAAUCUUCAAUAAUAUUCAAAUCUGGGCUUUUCGGUGGUGUAUUUAAUUGCCUUGAAGCAUGGUAAAGCAGCCAAUCCUUCACAAUGUGCGCUGUGUGCUUUGGAUCGUUAUCCUGUUGAAAGUUCCAAACUGGACCAAGCUCCAAAUCAUCCACCGAAGAUUUCAGAUUGACUUCCAAUAGUGAUUUGUAUUUUAUUGUAUUACCUUCAAUAAAUACUAAUUUUCCUACUCCAGAUGCAGCAACAGCUCCCCAAACCAUUACAUUGCCGCCACCAUGCUUCACUGUUGAUACCAAAUUCUUCGGACUCAGUGCAGUAUUUUUUUCUCCACACUUGUGCUCUUCCAUCGCUACCGAAUAUAUUAAACUUCGACUCAUCUGUAAACAAAACUUUUUGCCAAAAAUCCAUCCCUUUUUCCCUGUGUGCUUUGGUGAACUCCAGGCGAAGUUUACGUUUUUUUUUUUAUUCAGAAAUAAGAGGUUUUUUUCGUGGUGUUCUACUAUGAAAGCCGUUUUUGUUCAGAGGUCUUUGAAUUGCUCUUAGAUGAACACACUUGUUGGAUGAGCUUGCUAUAUCCUCGGCCAAUUUGGGGGCAGAAACUUUUGGAUUUUUGUCCACUUCUUUUAGAAUCAAGCUGACGUCUCUGCGAGAUAGUUUGCUCGGGCGACCACUGCGCGGUUUAUUUCCGACGGAACCACUAUUUUUAAAGUUUUUAACAAUGAUCUGGGCCGUUGCACGACUUAAGUUUAAGAUUUUUGAAAUUUCGCCAUAUGAUUUUUUUCUUUACUGUGCUGAGUAACUAAAUUUCUAACGUCAACUGAUAUAUCUUUUCGAGAAGCCAUUGUAGAUGCUUAAGUAUUCAAAUUGCAACUAAAAUCAAUAUUACCAAAGCAACAAACAUAAGAAAAGGAAAGAAACAGACAAACGGUAUUUUACCGUUAUCACAACAUAGGAUAUAACGAUGGUUUUCGAGAUAAGUGACACAAUUCAAAAAUACAAAAUAUUGAGGUGGGUCAGUUUUCUAGAUAAUUGACGCGCCAAUUCGAUCACCUGACAAAACGACACUAACGCCAUCUCUCAGAAUUGCUUCAAGAUUCGCUUAUGACCAUUUUCCAGAUAAAAAUAUAUAAGCUCUGUAGUUGAUUUUUGCUUUUAACGGCAAAACUCCGAAUUUGAGUUAAUUUUGAGUUGUGUCGCUUUUCUCGAAAACCAUCGAUAAGAGUGUAAGCUAGGAAACCGGUUCUGUAUGUACACUUUUGUCAACGCUGCUUUUGCGUUUUUUUAGCUUAACUGUGUGUUUUAUGUUAAAGAAUGGAGUUGUUUCAGUUAAGUAGAUUAGAAAAAGAUUUCAAAUGAAAUUGCAUAAACACAUUUUUAAGCAAAGUGCUUGUACUUUGUAAACAACGAAAGGGUGUAUGUAGACUUCUGUCGGCCACUCUUUGUCAAAAUGGACUUACACAACUUUCAAAGAAAACGGCUCACUUUGUUUACUUUUUGCUGACUUUGAAAGUGGUGGAAGAACUUCUGAAGACUUUAAAAGUAUACAUUUUUGUAAAUCACAUUAAAAAAAUGAUUACACUAUAAAUUUAAAUCAAUUUAAUAUUUAAAAAACAUUAAAUCAGUGCUUUAACAAAUUCCAAUAUUUUUCAAACCAUUCAAAUGCAAACCCUUAAAUAUCUCGAUAUAAUAUAAAAUGGACUUACCUCACUUUCAAAGAAAACGGCUCAUAUUUUCAAAUGAUUCAUAAGUAACUACGAAUUCCGAAAAUUGCGCUUAUAUUGGCAAUAAAUCCCGUAACUUCGGAAUUCCGAUUUUUUUCAAAUUCUGAAUUAAUUACUUAUGAAUCACAUGAAAUAGUAACGAAAAAGUUGAUUUUGCAGCAAAAAAAUAAACAUUGGCUUGAACGUUUUUGUUUCUGUUUUAUUUGUAAUUAAAGAACCAACACACCCAUACAUAUGUGUGUAUGUAAAAAGUUACAUUUUCUUACUUAAUUUUUUAUUUUAUAAUGAAUUAAUAUGUACUAACUCUUAUUCUGCUUAAAUUGUAUUAAAUUAAAAAAAUAUGAAUUUCUUUCAACCACAAAAUACAUUUUUUUAUUUUCUGAGUUGUUUUUUUUUUGUUAGAGUAUUUCUCGACAUGCCAUAAAUUACUUCAACAGAUAUGUGCAGGCUAAAGUAUUACUAAAAGCGUAGAAAUUUAACUAUUGUGUCUUGUUUUGUUGCUGCUCUAAUAAUUUUUAUUUGAAAUAAAAAAGUAAAUUUAAAACUUAUUUAUUUAUUUUUUAUUUUAUGCUAGAGGAGGUUAUUACACAAUAUUGUUGCAAUUUUUUCGAAUUAAGUUGUUGCAAACUAAUGAAUAUCUAAAUACCGGAACUAGUCCGGAAUGUCAUAACGAGAUCCCGAAAAUCCCAGGAUCACAAGUAAAGUAAAAAUCAACAUACCUAACAGACACACAAAAGCAUUCAUGUAACAAAUAAAACUGAAGCAGAAAUAAUUUUUUGGCCUGCAGUAAAGAAAGCAGAAAUGUGGUUGUAGAAAUGAGAAUUCUUAGAUUGGAGCUUUAAGUUAAUGUAGAAUGAAAAUGCUGAGAACUAACAGAAGUUCUAGAAUGUCAUAUAUAUAUACAUAUAUAAAUACUAGUACACGCAAUGGGCAGCGACUUAUGUGAGCGAAUUCGACAAUAAAAUAUUGUACUUAACCUGGUUGGUACCCACUUGAUGGCCAGCCUCGUUAUGGUGGAGCCCGUAAUUUUGCGCAUCCUUGCAACUAUAGUAUAAUAUGAUCCUCCACGACGAGAUUUCAUUUAGGGAGGGAUAUUAGAUAUCAAAUCAUCAAUAAUGGCAGCCGCCGUAGCCGGUUUGUCCUUAGUUCGUGGGUAUAAAAUAUUAAACGAUUAAAAAAGAGUUUUUCCUACGAACUCACAAACAAAAACAAACCUCUAAAUGUAUUUCGGCAACCACCGUAACCGAAUUAGUUGGUGCUUUACUACCAUUUGGAAGUACCCGGGUUCGAAACUUCUUACAUAAAACAUCAAAUGGUAGAAAAGUUGUUUCUAACAGUGGUCCCUCUGCGACAGGCAAUGGCAAACCUCCGAGAAUAUUUCUGCCACGAAAGAGCUCUUCAUAGAAAAAACCGUUUACCAUUUAGAGUCGGCCUAAAACUGUAGAUCCCUCCAUUUGUGGAACGGCAUCAAGACGUACAUCACAAAUAGAAGGAGGAGCUCAGCAAAGGGCUCAAGCGCCAAUUAUGUAUGCAUAUAUAAGUGUAACAAAUCUAUGCGAUGUAGAAACUGCUCAUAAGCCGUAUCCAUGAAAUACCAAGUCAAUUGGUUUAAACCGUUUUUAAGAAUAUACAAGUCAUACUAGUAGCGGCGAUAGAAGAAGAGGAAGACCUUUUUUGCCAUAGAGAGAUGGACUUUACUUGGUGUGUUCAAUUGGUGCCGUUUAGGACGAGGAAGAAAUUACUGGCGCACUUUGUUAAGGGAGAUACACGCACUUUGUUACAGAUACCUGUAAACGACCAUAUUUUCCCUCAUUUUCAUUAAAAUUAUUUAAAAUGAGUCCAUAUAUUCUUUUCAAAAUUGGUAUACAGUUUAUUUAUAUAUUAAAAUAAAAUAAUUUUUUUUUUUAUUUUAAUAAUUUUUUUUUUUAUUUUAAUCAUUUAAAAUGGCGGAUGUUCACUCAAUUCUACCAGGAAGGUCGCAGCGGGCCAUCGACGUCACUGACCUGAAUACAAAAAACUAAAAUUUUUUUUGUUUAUUAAUAUCAUAAUUUCUAUAUAAAUUAAAAAAAUGGAAAAAAAAAAUCGCGAAAUAAAAUGCUUAAAAAAAAUGAAUUUUGGAGCGAAUUUUCCUACUAUUUUUACUUCGAAAAAAUUAUUUUUUUGAAAAAUUUUCGAAAACUUUAACUUCACAUAAAAAGUACAUAAUAUCAUAAAAAAUAUAUGUGCAAAAUUUCAGGGCGAUCGGUCAAUAACUUUUCGAGUUAUCGUGUACGCCAAUUCGAAAAAUAUAUUUUUGGGAAAAACGCGUCUAAAGUUUGAAUACAACGUAACUAUACCUCUCCCAGCGCUCGAACGCAAAGAUUAGAGUCAUCACGGUUGACGAUCUAUAAUAUAAGAAAUACUUAAAUUUACUUUCUAAAAUUUUUUUGACAUAUUCUUAAAGGAGUAUAUUAACAUUUUAUGAAAAAAAAAAUUACAGGUAUCUAUCCCCUUAAGGUGGUUAACUAGCGCACUUUGUUGAGGUGGCCGGUUAAGAAGAACAAUUGAAAAGCUAGAUUUGAAGCUCAAAACACGUGCAAAGUCAUACAAGUUUUUUUAAUGAGGGUGGCAAAAAGCGUUGAAAGCCGAAAAGAGUGAGACUUAUCUUUCGACUCACCCACUAAAAACCCAUCCCAACCGAAUUUCCCUCAAGCGGGCAACCGUUAAGUAUUACUUCACACUUAUAUGACGUAAGCUGUUAUAUGACAUAAGCUGCUGCCUACUGUAUGUAUGUAUAUAUCAUAUCUACUCAUAAGUAUUAUCUAUGCAUAGACCCAGACUAAGUGUAAUUAUCUAAUUUUGAGGUCACUAAUCUAAUAAAUGAAAAUUCUUAACAAUUAAUAUGCGGCCUGUAGUCAACAUUUUUAGUUCAUAUUCAGCAAAAACUGAAAUUCCGCACAAAUUAUAAUAUUCGUAACUAUUCUUUUGUUUUUUUUUUAAUUUCAUAAAAUUUUUUAAAAUCCAUUUCACUAAAAUCAUUAUCAAAUUUGAGAUCCGCUUCAAUUUAUUCGUAGAGUUUUUCCAUAGAUUUCAAGUCAAACCUUAUGUGAUAUUCUGCUAACGUCAUACACACAUACAAACAUACAUACAUAAACCUACAGCUAAAUCUAAGUAUGAAUUCACCCUACUAUGCCUACAGGCGGUUAUCCACACACACACACAUACACAUUGCCAUACAUAAGUACGAUAAAUUAAUCAAUAAAACUGCCGUUACGUUUAAAAAGUAAUACAAAAUAUGAAACACAAAGCAACAAACAAGUGCUCGUACUCGUACACACACAAAGAAAAAACAACAACAAAAUAUUUAACUACAAAACUAUUAAAGUAAAAAAAACCAAAAUACGGAUACAAGAACACAAAGAUUAACUCUCCUUCCUCUUUUUGUUAUUGUAAAUACAUGACAAGAAAUUAACUGCAAAACAAACGUAAUAGUCAACUGCAACAAACGCUAAGAAAAAAUACAAAGAUAAAAAAAGAAUGAAAACUAAGAAAUAUUUAUUAGAGACAACCAACUUGUAAAUUAUGAAAACUAUUACAAUUCUAGCUACACAUACAUACAUACAUAUAAAAUAAACUUUUUUUUUAAUUUUUAAU
Molecule: messenger RNA, 9646 nt
Organism: Anastrepha ludens (Mexican fruit fly)
Lineage: Eukaryota; Metazoa; Arthropoda; Insecta; Diptera; Tephritidae
Gene: shaker
Product: potassium voltage-gated channel protein Shaker
Exons: 16
Coding region: 1-2505 (834 amino acids)
Biological process (GO): potassium ion transmembrane transport; protein homooligomerization
Cellular component (GO): voltage-gated potassium channel complex; membrane
Molecular function (GO): protein binding; delayed rectifier potassium channel activity
Source: RefSeq, a predicted model, not a curated record